CGCCCCGGCCCCGACGAGUUCCGGCCCCGCAUCGUGCCGUACGCGCGCCCCGCCGGGCCGCCGCACAAGAAGGUGCUCAGGACCCGCUACAUCCAGACGGAGCUGGGCUUCCGCGAGCGCCUGCUGGCGGCCGGGCUGACGUCGCGGGCCACGCUGCCCACCCUGGCCGUGGCGGGGAACAAGACGGUGGCGCCGCACUUCCCGCGCCUGCUGUACUUCACAGGGCUGCGCGGCGCCAAGGUGCCGCCGGGCAUGGUGCUGGUGGCGCACGGCGACGAGCGCCCUGUGUGGCUCAUGUACGAGACAGUGCGCUACCUGCACCAGCACUUCGGGGCCGACUACGACUGGUUCUUCAUCAUGCAGGACAACACCUACGCGCAGGCUGAGCAGGUCAAGGCGCUGGUGACGCACCUCAGCAUCGACCAGGACGUGUACCUGGGCCGGGCCGAGGAGUUCAUUGGCGGGGACGAGCGGGCCCGCUACUGCCACGGGGGCUUUGGCUACCUGCUGUCCCGCAGCCUCCUGCUGAAGCUGAGUCGGCACUUGGAUGGCUGCCGCAACGAGAUCCUCAGCGUGCGGCCCGACGAGUGGCUGGGGCGCUGCAUCAUCGACUUCCUGGGCAUCAGCUGCAUCUCCCAGCUCCAGGGCCAGCACUACCGCUCCUAUGAGCUGGCCAAGAACGCCGACCCCGAGAAGGAGCAGGGGGCCAGCUUCCAGGCCGCGCUCGCUGUGCACCCUGUCUCCGACGUGACCCUCAUGUACCGGCUGCACAAGCACUUCAGCAGGAUCCAACUAGACAGAGCCUACCAGGAGAUCGAGCAGCUUCAGAUGCAGAUCAGGAACCUGACAUCACUGACCCCCGUGGGCGAGGCUGGGCUUACGUGGCCAGUCGGCAUCCCUGCACCCUUCGUGCCCAAGUCGCGCUUCGAGGUGAUCAGCUGGGACUACUUCACGGAGCAGCAUCUCUUCUCCUGCCCUGACGGCACCCCCAAGUGCGAGCUCUCGGGGGCCAGCAAGGCCGACGUCAACGACAUCAUCGAGUCGGCACUCGAGCAGCUCAACAGCCGCUACCAGCCGCUGCUCCGGUUCUACAAGCGGCAGUUGCUGAACGGCUACCGGCGCUUUGACCCCACGCGGGGCAUGGAGUACACUCUGGACCUCCUGCUGGAGGCGGUGACCCAGAAGGGCCACAGCCACGUCCUGGCCAAGCGGGUUAGCCUUGUGCGGCCCCUCAGCAAGAUGGAAAUCAUUCCCAUGCCCUAUGUGACGGAGGCCACACGGGUGCAACUGGUGCUUCCCCUGACUGUGCAGGACCUGGACUUUGUGGGGAACUUCCUGGACACAUUUGCCAUGAACACACUGGACACCCACGACAAUGCCCUGCUGACCCUGCUCUUCAUCUACCACCCCUACGAUGCCCAGCGGGUCAGCCAGCUGGACGUCUUUGCCGGGGUCAAGGCCAUGGUGGGAGAGCUGGAGAAACGCUACACUGAGGUGAAGAUCCCUUGGAUCAGCGUCAAAACAGAGGUGCCGUCGCAGGUGAAACUGAUGGACAUCAUGUCCAAGAAGCAUCCUGUGGACACCCUUUUCUUCCUGACCAGUGUGUGGACAGAGGUCAGCAUGGAGUUCCUAAACCGCUGCCGCAUGAACACUAUCAGCAACUGGCAGGUCUUCUUCCCAGUGCACUUCCAGGAGUUCAACCCUGCGCUGGUGUACCGGGGUGAUCAGGCCUCGUCAUCCAGUGCUGAUGUCCUGCGGGACGGGCGCUUCGACCGGCAUGCCUUUGCAGAGGCCUGUUUCUACAACUCCGACUACAUGGCUGCACGCACCAAGCUGGCAGCUGACAUCCUGGACCGGGACGAGGUGCUGGAGGGCAUGGAGGUCUUCGACGUCUUCCUGCGCUACUCAGGGCUCCAUCUCUUCCGGGCAGUGGAACCAGGGCUGGUGCAGAAGUAUGCGCUGCGCAGCUGCAACCCCCGGCUGAGCGAGGAGCUGUACCACCGGUGUGUGCUCAGCAACCUGGAGGGGCUCGCCUCCCGCUCCCACCUGGCCAUGGCUCUCUUUGAGCAGGAGCAGGCCAACAGCACCUGAGCUACCCGCAGCCACCAAGGGUUCCCAGCACCUUAAUACUAGGCACCUUUCAUUCUCUGCCUCAGCCCCAGCCUGCACUGGGGCAGAAGGCACAUCAAGUGGAGGGGAGAGGAAAGACCUCCCUCUUCCCAGCUCAGCCCCAGGGCUGAGGGGAGGGCAGUGGAAAGGUCUAUGGGGCUUUUUUAAAAUAAAUAAUUAAAGUUUAUUCCCAUGCAAGUGAA
Molecule: messenger RNA, 2312 nt
Organism: Gavialis gangeticus (Gharial)
Lineage: Eukaryota; Metazoa; Chordata; Crocodylia; Gavialidae
Gene: CHPF2
Product: chondroitin polymerizing factor 2
Exons: 4
Coding region: 253-2091 (612 amino acids)
Cellular component (GO): Golgi cisterna membrane
Molecular function (GO): glucuronosyl-N-acetylgalactosaminyl-proteoglycan 4-beta-N-acetylgalactosaminyltransferase activity
Source: RefSeq, a predicted model, not a curated record